Cadophora gregata is the source of this 1248-nucleotide messenger RNA. RefSeq lists its product as uncharacterized. NCBI's taxonomy places the organism in Eukaryota, Fungi, Ascomycota, Leotiomycetes, Helotiales, Ploettnerulaceae. The transcript has a single exon. The record is from RefSeq and is a predicted model, not a curated record. Bases 1 to 1248 code for a protein of 415 amino acids.
AUGGAAUCAUUAAAGACAUCAAAAUGGGGGAGUCUAGCAGAAGAAGCUGUGAGGAUACCUGGGAGGAUAUUCAAUUUUGCUUGGGAGGGUCUGACAGGCUCGCCAUGGUGGGUGGUGGUGAUAUCCAGUCUCUGGCUCUACUUCGCUGGAUCAUUUUUCUUCGACGUCGCACAUUUCUUUCUUCACAAAUUCUCAAAAUCACGGUAUUGGAUCCUGCGUCAGAUAGGAUACCUUCAUGAAGUGCACCAUCUAUACUUCAACCGUCGACUCAAAUUCAACAACAGAUAUCUCAUCCAGAAUAUGGUCAUCGAACUACCACUAGAAUUAUCAUGCCAGCUUUGCGGAACAUGGCUAGGCUACCGAAUCGCUCAGGCCUUGAACCUCACCGGUUCAGGUCUUCUAUCUGAGAGACUCUUUACUCUCGUAACAAUAUUCCAAGUCGGUCGAGUCCUCGUAGUAGCCAUCCUCGAAGGCCGUGACUCAAACCACAAAUCCUACCCAAGAGUCGUCCCCAAAGAUCCCAACUCCUUCGUCGUCGGCCCCCAAUACCACGCCAUGCACCACGUCGAUCCCUCCUCGUACAUCGGCUCCUGCUUCCGCGUCUUCGACUGGAUAAUCGGCACCUCAUGCUCCAUCCGCUCCCGCCGCAUCGCCAUGACCGGCUCCUCAGGCGCCUUCGGCACAGCCCUUAAAGCAGAACUCCAAACCGACUCCCCAUCCAUCAUCCAAGAUCUCAAAUUCGGCAAAGAGUGGUCCUACAAGGACUACGACGCCGCAAUCCCCAUCCUCCAAAACACAGACAUCCUUAUCCUCUCCCACGGCUCCAAAACAGACCCCAUGGCCGCAAACUGCACCUCCGCCGUACACCUCAUCGAGCUCUUCAAAAGACACUACCGCGCUCGACCAGGGCACUCCCUUCUCCUCCCCGAAGUAUGGUACGUCGGCAGCGAAGCGGAAGUGCACCCCUCGCCGCCGGGGAACCAAAUCAUGAAAGACUACACGCGGUCGAAACGCGCGUUUGCGCGGCAUGCGAGGAAGUACUAUGAUGAUGAGGGGAUCCUGUAUAGGCAUAUUGUGCCGGCGGCUUUUAGGAGCCGGAUGGGUUGGGCGGUUGUGGGGCCCGGGUGGGCGGCUGCUGUUGCGAUGUGGUGGAUUAGGAGGGGGGCGAGGUAUGUCCCUGUGACGUAUACGGGGUUUGCAGUUUUGGGGUUUUGGAAGUUUCUGUAUCUUGUUGAGAAGGCUGCUUGA